Molecule: messenger RNA, 258 nt
Organism: Saccostrea cuccullata (small rock oyster)
Lineage: Eukaryota; Metazoa; Mollusca; Bivalvia; Ostreida; Ostreidae
Exons: 3
Coding region: 1-219 (72 amino acids)
Source: RefSeq, a predicted model, not a curated record
AUGAGCAUCCAGUGCCCCAGUUGCGAUGGACAGUUGAACUGUGUGUGGAAUCAAACGUGUUAUCCUGAGGAAGAUUGUAUGAUAAGAAGUUAUCCAGGAACAAACUUUACAACGCAUUGUACAAGGAAAGAAGAUUGCCUUUUCAUGAAAAAUUUAAAAGCUGGUGAAAUCUGGUGCUGUAGUGAUCGCGAUUGUUUAAGAAGAUACUUGGGAAUUUAACUUGAGGCUAUUGUUGUACGAACGUCUUUUUCUACAGAA